Molecule: messenger RNA, 1855 nt
Organism: Balaenoptera acutorostrata (minke whale)
Lineage: Eukaryota; Metazoa; Chordata; Mammalia; Artiodactyla; Balaenopteridae
Gene: GDPD2
Product: glycerophosphodiester phosphodiesterase domain containing 2
Exons: 15
Coding region: 1-1620 (539 amino acids)
Biological process (GO): lipid metabolic process
Cellular component (GO): membrane
Molecular function (GO): glycerophosphodiester phosphodiesterase activity
Source: RefSeq, a predicted model, not a curated record
AUGGGCGAGUCUCCCGGCUGCUGCUCGGUCUGGGCCCACUGCCUCCACUGCCUGUAUAGCUGCCACUGGAAGAAAUGCCCCAAAGACAGGACACAAACCAACCAGUGCGAAUGCAUCUGGUUUGGCCUGCUCUUCCUCACCUUUCUCCUCUCCCUGGGCUGGCUGUACGUCGUGCUCAUCCUUCUCAAUGACCUGCACAACUUCAAUGAAUUCCUGUUCCAGCACUGGGGACACUGGAUGGACUGGUCCCCGGCAUUCCUGCUGGUCAUCUCUCUACUGGUCACAUACGCAUCCCUGCUCUUGCUCCUGGCUCUGCUCCUGCGGCUCUGUGGCCAGCCUCUGUGCCUGCACACCGCCCACAAGGUGCUGCUGCUCCUCAUUAUACUUCUUGUGGCCGCUGGCCUUGUGGGACUGGAGGUCCAAUGGCGGCAGGAGUGGCAUAGCUUACGUCUGUCACUGCAGGCCACAGCCCCAUUCCUUCAUAUUGGAGCAGUUGCUGGCAUCACUCUCCUGGCCUGGCCUGUGGCUGAUACCUUCUACCGUAUCCACCAAAGAGGUCCCAAGAUUCUGCUACUGCUCCUAUUUUUUGGAGUUGCCCUGGCCAUCUACCUGGUGCCCCUAUUCAUCUCCUCAGCCUGUAUCAUGGAACCCAAAGACUUACCCCCCAAGCCUGAGCUGAUGGGACACCGAGGGGCCCCCAUGCUGGCCCCUGAGAACACCCUGAUGUCCCUGCGGAAGACAGCUGAAUGUGGAGCUGUUGUGUUUGAGACCGACGUGAUGGUCAGCUCCGACGGGAUCCCCUUCCUCAUGCAUGAUGAGCGCCUGACCAGGACCACAGAUGUGGCCUCUGUGUUCCCACACCGAGUCAACAGCCACAGUAGCGACUUCUCCUGGACUGAGCUGAAGAGACUCAAUGCCGGGGCCUGGUUCCUACAGAGGCGACCCUUCUGGGGGGCUAAGCAGCUGUCAGGCCCUGAUCGGAAAGACGCUGAGAAUCAGACAGUGCCAGCCUUGGAAGAACUACUGAAAGAAGCUGAAGCCCGCAACCUUUCUGUCAUGUUUGACCUGCGCCGCCCCCCACGAAACCACACAUACCAUGACACUUUUGUGAACCAGACAUUGGAGACUGUGCUGAGUUCAGGGGUGCCCCAAGCCAUGGUCCUCUGGCUACCGGAUGAAGAUCGGGCUCAUGUCCAACAACGGGCCCCCCAAAUGCGCCAGAUAUAUGGACAUCUGGGAGGCCACAGCACUGAGAGGCCCCAGUUUCUCAACCUCCCCUAUCAAGACCUGCCGCUGUUGGAUAUCAAAGCACUGCACCAAGAUAAUGUCUCGGUGAACCUAUUUGUAGUGAACAAGCCCUGGCUCUUCUCCCUACUCUGGUGUGCAGGGGUGGAUUCGGUCACCACCAAUGACUGCCAGCUGCUGCAGCAGAUGCGUUACCCUGUCUGGCUUAUUCCCCCUCAAACCUACCUAAUGAUGUGGAUCAUUACCAAUUGUGUCUCAAUCCUGCUGCUUUUGUGGACCUUUCUCCUCCAACGGAGAUGUGCUAAGGAGAGAGAGAGAACCGGCUUAGAAACAGCAGUGCUGCUGACCAGGAUCAACGCUUUCAUAAUGGAGUGAAUGCUCUGUCCUUGACCCCCACCAGCCAAAGUCUGAGGCCUGUCUGCAUUGGCCAACAGCAAGGAAGAGAGAAUGGCUGAGGUGGAAUGUAGGUGGGGUUGGUGUGGGGUGAACUUUGCCAACAGGAGGUUUUGAACUAUGAGGGCCUUCUGCCCAGAUGGUGGCAUGCCCCAAGCUUCCAUGGAAUCUGUCCCCCUUGAGAUUUCGACCUGAAGUGGUUAGGAAGACACUGAGU